This is a messenger RNA of Nakaseomyces glabratus, 336 nucleotides long. RefSeq names its product Om14p (gene OM14). NCBI's taxonomy places the organism in Eukaryota, Fungi, Ascomycota, Saccharomycetes, Saccharomycetales, Saccharomycetaceae. Gene Ontology annotation, molecular function: nascent polypeptide-associated complex binding. Gene Ontology annotation, cellular component: mitochondrial outer membrane. The record is from RefSeq and is a predicted model, not a curated record.
AUGUCUGAACAUAACGAAGAGAAGAAGUGUUCCUGUCUAUCCUUCGAACAACUGAAAUCUUGUGCGGUUGAAAAGACCAACUACGUCAUUGCCAGGGCUCAGACGCUUGCUGUCAAGUUGUAUCGUGAGUUGCAGAACCCUGUCGUUCUGGUGAACGUUAUCCUUGGUUCAUCGGUGGUGGUGACUUUGUUGCAGAGUUACGCCAAGUAUGAGCACAGGUUCUUGCAGGGCAAGUCCGACGGACAGAUCCUGGCUACUGCUGGUGCCGCUGCUGCUAUCCUGACCUUGGAUGGCUUCUUGUCCCAGAAGUACUACAAGAAGUUUGACAAGCAAUAA